AUGCCCUCCAACCACUCAUCCAAAGGCGUCGAGCUCCUCGCCAUUCCAGGUGCCAUCGCCACCCAGGAGUAUGACGGCGAUACCGUUGUUCUCGCUUCUGGCAAGUUGCAGGCACUCCUCGUCAGCAUCGAGCUGCACGAGGAUGCUGCUUCUGCUGCUGCUUCAAGCAAGGAAAAGCAGCCCGAUUACUCGACCGACCUCUGGCUCGUGCUCUCCAUUGGGGACGACUUCUCCCUUCCCGUAGCAGCUACUCAGACCAUUAUCCCACAGGGCGACACCUCCAAGCGUGCCUACAUCUUCCCCUCGCUCGAGCUCGAAGGUGCUUCCAUCAAGAUUGCGCUUCCCGCCACAACCAACGUGGCCGACGUCACCCGCUUUCACCAGAUCCUUUCACAGUAUGCUGCCUACCAGGACCAAGACCGUUCGGAUGCCGGCACCAUGGAACUUAUGGACGAGGACGGCAAGGUGCUCGGCGUCGUGCAAGGCUUCACUGUCCACGAAUCCGACGCCAUGUCCGACUCCGGCAACGAAAAGGCACCCGUACUCAUCGACCUUCCUCCCGAACCCACCAGCGAGAGUGAAAAGCAGAACCUCGAGGUCGAUGUGCUCUCCGCCGAAGAAAAACGCGACUGGUUGAUUCGAGGUGCUGACACCAUCUCACGCACCAUCAUCAAAGCUUCCGAGUUUGUCGGUGAUAGGAUCACCGGAGCUGCCGACUCGUACAUGGCCAAACGUCCCCCUGCUGGCUCUUCGGGAACCUCGACACCCAACAACGAGAAAACAGAUGCAGGUCGCGACCCGGUCAAGAUCGGGCACAAGACGCACGCUGGCGUCCGUACACUGCACGGUUGGUCGGGGUCUGCGGUGCAAGUCUCAUCCAAGACUACCGGUGCCAUCCUGCGCGUAGCCGGAAAUGUCGGCGACAAGAUCGGCAAAACCACAGGCAUCCAACGCAAAGUCAAUCCGGACGGCACUGCCGGUCCCGCACCUACCGGUAUCCGAGGCUUCGUCAACCGCAGCCUCAUCGCCGCCAACACGGUGCUCGACGGCAUCGACGCCGGCGCACAGACGCUCCUCUACACCAGCGGCCAGGCUGCUUCCAACGUCGUCGGUCACAAGUACGGCGACGACGCGCGUGAGCUCGCCGAGGGCAUCGGAGGUGCGGGCAAGAAUGUGUUUAUCGUAUACAAAGAUGUCCGCGGCAUCCGCAGAUCUGCCCUCUUGAAGGCAGCCAGGUCGAGGGUCAUGAAGGCCAAGCUGGACGAUGGUAGAGAGGUCACCAUCAAGGUCGACGAGAAGGGCCAGGCUGUUGCCUCGUCCGUUUCUGCUCCGGCUAAAACCGCUUCAGAAAAGUCUUCCUCCAACCCGCCUCCUUAUUAA
Messenger RNA from Sporisorium graminicola, 1380 nucleotides. RefSeq lists its product as uncharacterized. Bases 1 to 1380 code for a protein of 459 amino acids. The record is from RefSeq and is a predicted model, not a curated record. The transcript has a single exon. NCBI's taxonomy places the organism in Eukaryota, Fungi, Basidiomycota, Ustilaginomycetes, Ustilaginales, Ustilaginaceae. Gene Ontology annotation, biological process: cell division. Gene Ontology annotation, cellular component: plasma membrane.